UGUCAACACCAUUUUUAUUGUCAAACAAAAACAAAACAAACAAUUUAGACACGAAAUUCAUUGCUUUAAAUUCACCCAAUUUCUUAUAAAAUGAGUAUUAUGAUGUACAUGUUGAGGCGAAUGCAAGGUUCGCCGUACGACAAAAAAACCCACUUUUUUUAUAAACUUUUAGAGAUAUUAUUACGUUCUUCAUCUUCAGAGGGAAAACCUCUAAGUCCUAGGAUGAAAGAAUUCAAACAGAAACUGAGAGAAACUUCGCAUAUUAAGUCAUUAGAAGAUUUACCGCAGGAACAUCCAGAAGCUGAAAAUUCUAGCGCAUUUGAUCCUUGGCCUGAUAAUACUAAUCCACAUACGGGAGAAAUAGGGGGACCCACAGGACCGGAACCAACUCGAUAUGGAGAUUGGGAACGAAAAGGACGAGUAUCAGACUUUUAGAUAUAAUAAGACUUUAUUAGGAUGAAAUAAGACGCUUAUUCUAGAAAAAAUUGGUUUUAUUUUAGAGUUAUUUGAGUAUUAACAGUCUAUCCUGUUAUUUUAGUGAACUAUUUUGAAUGAUAUGUUUACUACCUCCAAUUUGUUAUUAAACUGCUGGUAAAUAAUA
Molecule: messenger RNA, 601 nt
Organism: Onthophagus taurus
Lineage: Eukaryota; Metazoa; Arthropoda; Insecta; Coleoptera; Scarabaeidae
Source: RefSeq, a predicted model, not a curated record